UGACAAAAUCAUUUCAAAAUUCUUUUUUCUGUCAAUUGAUAUUGCAUAGGUAUUUUCUAUCAGCAAUGCCAGGGAACAUUAACUGACCUACAACCCCCUUCUCCUUUAUUGGACGCGGCCAUCAUUGAACCACUGGGGCGUUACAUCACAUCGGCUAGUCAAAUUGUACAGUUGUUGACCAUGUCGUAGACCCUGAAGUGUGAGGUGCCUGGUAAACAAGGAUAUGUGCUAGUACCCACCACCCUCGCCUGUUACGGUCGUGGCAAACUCUUUGUAAUUCGUGUUUUAAUCGGUUUUCCUGUGACGAACCUUCGAUCGAUGAGAACGGCCCUUGAGCUGGUCAGUUUUGGAUAUUCUGAUAUCUUUCAUCGGUGUAAACAACCACGAUCUUGAAUCUUCACCUUGGACGGACUGUGUGUUUUUAGAAUGGACAUUCGUUUGGGUUGUGACAAAAAUGAGUUUGUUGACGGAAUGAAUCGAGGAUUCAUGCCAUACUUUCCGCCUGCCAUGAUCCAACAUUCGCAGACAUCAUCGUUCGUUUUACCGGAGUACAAGCAAGUGUUACCACAGAGAUCCUCUCAGAGGGAGGAAAGUAGCAAUGAAGAUGGGACAGCUCACUACUCCGGUCUUUCUGCUGUGUCCAAACCCAGUCCGGAAAACUCCAUGCCCUCCCCAUCCAGCGCGACGUCAUCUUCAUCGCCGGCGUCGUCACAAGCCUCGUCUGACGCCGGGGGUAGUGACGGUGCCGGGGGGAAUAAGAGAAAAGGAACACCGUACAUCCCGAGUUAUAUGGACCUGACCAAUGGACCAGAACCUUGUGUUGUGUGUGGCGACGCCGCCACUGGCUACCACUAUCGCUGUAUGACCUGCGAAGGUUGCAAGGGAUUUUUCCGCCGCACUAUACAGAAAAACCUCCAGUACCAUUGCAAGUGGAACAAAAUGUGUUCGAUCGAUAAGAAUUCUCGUAACCAGUGCCAAGAGUGUAGAUUUAGAAAAUGCUUAAAUGUUGGCAUGGCAACGGAUCUUGUAUUAAAUGAGAAGCAAAGGAAAGCUAAGAGAAAACUGAUAGAAGAAAACAGAGAAAAACGAAAACAAGACAACGUUAAAGUUAAACCGAAACCUAUGGAGGCAUGUAACCAUGAUAGCCUGACAGAAACCGACAAAACAAUCAUAACGGAAGUGACGUCAGCGUAUGAACAGACUGCUGUCAAAGUGCCAAUCAAAGAACCCGUUAGCCAGGAUGACUUAAUUUCCUCCGACCCCGAAGCUUGGCAGCAGUUGGCAGAAGCCAUGACACCCUCUAUUGUAAAGGUUGUGGAGUUUGCCAAAAACGUACCGGGAUUUAUCCAAUUGUUCGUGGACGACCAAAUCCUGUUGCUGAAGUCUUGUUGCAUGGAGAUCAUGUGUCUGCGAGCAGCCUGCCGGUACGACCCAGAAAAGGAGACCAUCACUAUGCAUAAUGGCGUCUGUCUACACAAAUCACAGCUCAAAUCUGAGGGGCUGGGCCUUCUUGUCGAACCAAUAUUUGAGUUCGCUGUUGGUUUGUCCAAACUCAAGUUGGACAAAACAGAACUUGCGUUGCUUGCAGCUGUGUUGUUGAUGCAAUCAGAUCGCUCAGGGUUAAAGGAACCGGAAGCUGUGGAGAAACUCCAGGAUUCCAUUCUCGGAGCGUUUAAGCGUUACAUAGCAACCAAGCGCCCGCACCAGCCCGUACACUGGGCAAAGAUUCUGAUGAAAGUGACAGACCUCCGUACUAUCAGCACCCGCCAUGCCGAGCGUGUUUUGUGUAUCCGGCUUGAUCACCAAGGUGAUAUUCCUCCGCAGCUCCUGGACUUGUUUAACGAGGGACAGACAUAUUAUAGCUGAAGUCAGGGAUUGUGGACAUAAUAUUUAUAUAGCUAGAGAUACUGUUUUACGGUUCACAGGUGCUGUAUAUAAAUGUGUAUAGUAUUAUUCAAUGCUGUAAGCAACUCGCAUGCUAUGACAGAAAUCCUUAAGGCGUAUUAGCAAGUUUUGUCUCUACAGUUACUUGGUAAUGGCGCUGUGAUGGUAGUGAGUGUAGCUUUUCCGUGUCUACUGCUGCCAUAGGUUGUACCGUCAUUGGGAAAUUGCACGCUGUAUAAUUCUGGAUAUCUCCUCGAUGCAAGAGGGCAUAAUAAUUGUAAUUGAAGUGAAUAGAACUGCUGAUUAAUGAAGGGGUGGGUGGGGCGGGGUAACAUUAUGCAGUUUCAAGAAUGAUCUUUCAUAAAGGUUUUUUAUUGUAACCUUAAGACUGAAUUCUGAUUUUAGUGCAAGCAGUAAGUAGUGUCUAUUAGUUAGUGCUAAUAUUCCCAGAAUGUAAAUAAGGAAAAAGUAGACAGCCCCAUGUGCAGAAACUGACCGAGUGUGUACAGAGAAAUACGGGUUUUGUGUUGUUGAUCAAUGUUUCCCCUUAGAUAUUACCUCAAGCUGAUUUGGUAUCAUUGUUGUACUCUGUUUUAUAUUGUAUACUGAUUGUUUUCCCUCAAUACACUUGCUUAGCUUAGGGUCGGUGUAUAUUGCUAAGCUUUGUUAUGUUGAUCCUGUCAAUCCCUAUUAUUUUGUGAUAUCGUGCAAGUUGUAAGUUGUAAACCGGAAGUUGUAUAAGUUCCUGAGUAUAGACGCACGCAUCAACAAAUACAAAUUUUGUAUAGUAUCCCGGUUUUCACUCAUUGAUGUUAAAUAUAAAUCCCGGCGAAGUUGUUCUCUAUACCUCACUACCUCAUUGUUUUGGAAUUUUUUAAAGAGAAAGUAUUGAAUCAGUGAUUACUUUGUUUUUCAGGAAUUUCGAUAACUUGUGAUUGUUUGUGAUUUUGAAGAAUUUAGAAGAAUCUUUUUAGUUAUCGUUAUCAAAAUUAUGAAUUGUAUGUAAUUCACAAUUCCAUUACACUGUUUUUACAGAAAUUAAUGCUUGAUCGUUUUAUAAUAUGUAAAGCUGUUGAUGUAUUUAUUCACAAAAACCGGUGGAACCUGUUCUUCUCGCAGGCUUUUAGUAGAUUCCUCUGUUUGAUCACGUGUUAGGAGCCAGCACUGCCUUCGUCUCUGGGUUUUCAAUGGUGAACUGCUGUUGAAUAAAAUUUGCUUAUGUAUGGCCUCGAAAUCUUUUGUUUAUGAAUUAAUAUUAUUUUUAUCUUACGAACAAUAAAUAUGUAAAUUGA
Messenger RNA from Magallana angulata, 3176 nucleotides. Its product is annotated as thyroid hormone receptor beta-A-like. Gene Ontology annotation, molecular function: nuclear receptor activity; RNA polymerase II cis-regulatory region sequence-specific DNA binding; zinc ion binding. The record is from RefSeq and is a predicted model, not a curated record. The coding region runs from base 427 to 1866 and encodes 479 amino acids. NCBI's taxonomy places the organism in Eukaryota, Metazoa, Mollusca, Bivalvia, Ostreida, Ostreidae. The transcript has 7 exons. Gene Ontology annotation, biological process: negative regulation of transcription by RNA polymerase II; positive regulation of transcription by RNA polymerase II; retinoic acid receptor signaling pathway.